This is a messenger RNA of Diachasmimorpha longicaudata, 5185 nucleotides long. Its product is annotated as HUWE1-associated protein modifying stress responses. Bases 518 to 1243 code for a protein of 241 amino acids. Lineage: Eukaryota; Metazoa; Arthropoda; Insecta; Hymenoptera; Braconidae. The record is from RefSeq and is a predicted model, not a curated record. The transcript has 5 exons.
GUUAAACUCGUGUCCCCGACGAAAACGAGAAAAAACGCAUUCAGGUGGGAGGCUGUGCGCCACAAACUCCAAAGUUCUCAACCCAAAAGUGUAAUUCCCCCUGAAAAAAUAAACAAUAGUGAUAUAAUUCCAGCCCUCUGCAGAUGUAUUAAGCCCCCGUCACCCAAAUGUGCUUCAAUCAUUAACCAAAUCCCCAGAUGUUUCCAUGUGCAUAGUUCGUGGCGUAAAACAGUGUGAGACAAACGGGAAUUGGUCGUAAUGGCCGCAACCUGACCUUCGUCGUGUAGGAUUGAAGUUUUGUUUUCUCGUGGGACAGUUGUGCCUAGUGAAUAAAAUCCCCUGGAAUAAGCACCGGUGAACAGUCCCCGAUCACAUUGCCAUCGCCCCCAUCACCCAUUCCCAAUCGAUCGUGAAUAACGUGUGGGUGUUGCCAAGAGAGUUGAGAAAAUUCUGAACGGAAGAGAAGAAAAAAAAAGUGGUGUUGGAGUGCGUUUUUAGAUUUUGAAAAAAUAGUGCAAUGAGUGAUCACGACAGAAGCGAUGAAGAUCCGAUAAUGGAUUUGUGGUACAGCAAUUGGGAGCAGCAGUGUGUCGAGGCGGUUGAAUCCGAGCCCGAUUAUGAGAGUCAGUUGCACAAUGAAAAGGAAAUUUAUUCUCAACAGAUAUGGACGGGUUUCCAGACAACGGCUUCAGCCAUUGCACAGCUCUACAAAGAUCGCACACAGGGAGCAUCCCUCUGGUUACCAUUUCAAACAGCCGCUGGGACUGUCACUUCUCUCUACAAAGAUUCGUUGGAUGGCAUGCGGAGGUGCGGCGAAUUGGGAUUGGAAAUGGGGAGGCAAAAGAAGAGCAAAGAAAUCAUGAACUGGGCACGUAAGAAGAGGCGUAUGAUACGGCGGGAGGAUCUGUUGGCAUAUCUGGCUGGACAACCACCACCGCCAAGGCCUCACACACACAGGAGCUCACCAAAACCUCGUAUGAUGGUCUGCGGCUCACCACCCUCUCAGGGCCCAGCACCAAGCAUGGUGGUAUCGCCAACACCACCACCAGCCGAUCCAGAUUCAGAGUUACAUACUUUCAGAGAAGCCAUUGCCUUAUCCAGUACACCAAUGUCUCGACGUUCAGGAAGACAGUCUGAAUUAUCAGCAUUCAUAAGUAGUGAAUUUGCACGACACCAUAAAAGACCAGCCUCGCACGACGUCGAUAUGGGCUCCCCCACGCACAAGCGUUCGCGUUUCAUGUAACGAAUCGUGUCAUUGUUUUCACAAAGUAGAGGGAAAAUCGAGAAAAAAAAUAUACAAAAGAAGUCGUCCUGCGACCUGUCUUCUCGUGAUUCUGGUAUUUAAUGGAUUUAAUGGAGUGAAUCCACGAUUAUCCAAAACAAAAUUAUUACACAUCACGAGGAGAAUCUCGCCAACAACUUCUGCCUGAUUCUUUUAGCGUGUAACUAAUUAAAAUUAUAUAAAUCUGUAAUAAAACAAAAAAAAUACCAUAAAAUUGUAUCAAGAAGUCAGUUGCCAUUUAAUUUCGUAAGGGAUAUCGAGAGGGCAAUGUGUGAGGUCAUUUGAAUCAGGAUUUUUUCAUUGAACAGUGACACAUCAAUCGCUAUUAAACGCAUACAUAUGUAAACCCUGGAUGUGUGUAAAGUUAAUCUCGUAAUGAUAUUUAUACAUAUCUACAGGCACAUACUAGGGGCUGUUGAAUGUCGGAGACUCAACAAUUCAGUUUUUAAAAAUGUAUAAAUAAACUAAAUCAACACUUGUCUCAAACAGAUAUUCCACGUCCCCUAUAUGUUUAUGUACAUGUGUAAGUACGAAAUUGAAAAGAAUCUCGUGAAUUUUAUGACUAAAUAAUUCACGAUUGGUGAUUAUAAUAGUUCAACAUUGAAUUACUAUUUUACGUUGACUGCUUUGAGUUUGAAAAGUCGUGGACUAUUGGCAUAAGUUAUUUCAUAUGUUCAAGAUUAAUGCAUAUGUAUAAGAUCGAAGAAUUAUAGCAUAAAUGAUGAAGUUAUGAGUCCUGUGUCCUCCUUUUGAAAGCUGCGGACAUUUUUCUGAACAAUUAAUUACAAUUUCAAGUGCUUUCAUUUAUUUAAGUCAACGAAUUAUUUAUUAUUAGGAACUAGUAAAUGCAGUCUAAUGCUUAUAAGAAAAAGGGAGGAAAAACGUCGAAAUGAUUAGUCAAAGGAACAAAAGUAAUUUGUAAUUAUUAUUCGUCACUUUUUUUAAAAUUUGCACUGGACAUUGUUAACGUUUUUAUCAUCUGGGCCAAUGAACAAUCAAUCAUUUGUUUUCUCUAAUUCUUCGCUUUUAUACAAAUAUUAUGGAUCGUACUCUUAUGGCCUGAGAUAUUAAGAACCCAUGACGGUUUCCCCAUAAAACAAUCUCGGGAAGUUUUCACGAAAAUGCAUAUUCACGAGUGAUUAUUGUAAUGAUUCAAGAUUGAAUUAUUAUUGUACAUUAAAAUUGCAAAACGCACUGUGCCUCAUUUUGCUUAUUGUUUGGGUCUCAAGAUCGAUAAGAAAUGAGAUAAACUGUGAAUUAGUUAAUUGAAAAUUCCAGGCUGACUGACGCAGUUCGUAUUUUGCCUGGACUCUUGUUUUUGUGUAUUUUUUAUUAUAAUUUUUUCCCACCGGGGUUUGAAAGUAAAUUGAUACAUAAUGGAAACGCAGGCGAUACUUGGAAUUUAAGAAUCCUUCGUUAAUAUGUUCGUGUCACUUCAAGUAUCCCCUGCAUUUGAGUUAUUUCAUCGGCUGAGACCCAUUAAGUAUCCCCUAAAAACGGAAAAAAGUGAGAAAAAUCAUUGAAAAAUUGAAAAAAAAGUACACUUUUCCGAGAAAAUGUGAGUGUUGUUAUUCGAUUGUAAAUAUAGUGCUUACUAAUCAAAUAAUUUUCGAAAUGAAAAGUAAACUGAGAUACAUGAAAAUUAACAAUGACAAUUCAUUGUGAAGUUAGUUAACGAUUCAAGUAACUAAUUAGGCUAUUAUGGUAUACUAUUAAAUGAUAGAUCGUACAUAAUUAAUGGUAAUUCAUUGACUACUAUUUGAUAGCUUUAAUCGUAAUAUAUUUAUAAUGAAAAGGGAGAAACACGUUUUCUGAUGUUUACUGGGAAAAAUUGCGAGAACAUUCAUUUCUCGUUUAUGAUUCUAACAAUCACUCAGUACGUUUUGUUUUGUUUUUUUUAAUUACAAUGAAGUGGAUGAAAUACUGUUGGAAAAAAACUGAAAUCUCAUGGCCAAGUGAUGAGAGAUUUUUUGAAGAGUAAACUUUAAUUCGCGUUAGAGUGUAAUUACGAAAUUUCAGGUCUUGCUGAAAAUACGAUGGAUAAUUAAACCUAAAUUUUAUUUUUUAUGAAUUCUUCCAGAAAAUUAUAUUUUUUUAAUCGUAAAAUUCAAGGAAAUUCCGGUGAAACUCUGAUGUGACAAAGAUUUCCAAGCAUUGUACGUGAGAUUUCAGUCAAAAUUUUCUGACAGUGAAUUACUCGGUGGAUUAUGAAUAGAUUAUUUAUAAUAAUUGUUUUUAGUCGAACAUUUCAUGUCAGUGGCGCGAGAGAAAGUAUUCAAGAUAGAGUAUUCAAGAAAAUCUUUUUUCAUCGUCAAUAUCUUGAGACUGUCAGAAUGAAACUCAGUGAUUUUUAUUUUUAUUUUUAUUUUAAUGGUAUUUUUUCAGACUAGAAGAUAAGUCUUGAUUUAUCCAAAUUAUAUCGUCGGGUUAUAAGAUAUUGACGGUGUAAAAAGCUCUUUCAACUGAACCUUUCUCCAGGAAAUUAAUAUCCUUUAUAUUAUAUUUUCAGAAAUGAAAAAUUAUUUGAGUACUCGAAACCACAUAGUGGAUUCAUCGAAGAUGAAAAUUGUAUGAAAAUUUGUUUAAUCAUCUCAGAAAUUUUUAUUCUUCAAUGUUGGCACACUGAUGAGCAAAUUCAUUUGAAUACAAAAAACUGAAUUGUUGAAUUAGUUGUUUUAAUUCUCCCUGUAAUUACACGAGAAAUAAUUGGCAAAUGGAGUAUUUAGGAAAAAUUUUCCAGUGAGGAAUGAUGAGAAAGGAUGGAUACUGUGUAUUUUUAAAGACUUUGUUGGCGAUUUUUUUAUUAGAAAAAAAUAUAGUGAGUUUUUUUUAGAUUCAAAUUGAAUUUGUCUCUCUGUCCGCGAGCUUGCACGUGCAAUAAAGCAUGUGGGACUCGUUUUCCUACGGGUAUACAACCAAAUUCGUCUCUACAUUCACAAAAAGGAAGUGUAAUCUUUCGAUUACGUUUGAAUAUUGAAAAUAUUCCAACGAAUUCGAGUGAUUUUUCCUGUACUUUAAAUUAUUAUGUGUGAAUUUUUUUUAAAGAUCUUUCUCGUACUAAUUUCUGUGGAAAACCAUGUGAAAUAUUUUUUCGAAGGAUGUAGACACUUUCUGCGGAAAAUUUUUUAAUAGAAAAUUAUUCAAGUAGAAUGUACAUCAAAUCUUCGAGCAGUCAUCCUUUUCCGUCUUUAAAGAAUUUUCAUACGUGGUACAUCUUGAUUUGUCUCUCCAAUCCAACUACUUACACAUGAAAAUUUUCAGGGAAAAAAACUAGCGAAUACGACAGAAUUUUUUUUAUUUUUUGGUCAUGCCCAUUGACAAAUUGCGCAAUUUUAUUCAAAGUUCUUAAUGGAAAAUUGUAUGAUUGAAGAAACUGGCCAAACUUCAUCUUUCCAUACAAUUCAUUGAAUUGAAAUUUGUACAUGAGUUUCUCCAGGUUUUUUUUUCAUUCUUGACAAUUUUUUUUAUACAAAUACAUUGUACAGGAAAACAUAGACUUUUCAGCUGGCUGAGUUCUAGUGCUUUGUUUUUUCCGAAAACAUUAGAAGUCUCUAUCCCAUUCGCUAUUUUUUCCAGGAAUUAUUUUCGCACAAGUUUUACUUUUUAAGCCAAAUGUUGGAUUGAUACGAAAAAAAAAUGAAUGAAGCCACGAUGGUGCUGAUUAUUUUUGUUCUUCUCUAUCGCCUAGAAGAAAGUAUAUAUAUUUUUUCGCUACAAUAAACGAAGAAAGAAAAGUACUAAUGAAAAAUACAACUUAAAGAAGAAUUGAGAGAACGAAACGGUGAAGAGUGUCGACAUCGGAUUGUCCUGAAGGAUUGUGUGAGAUAAUUUGUAAAAUCACUUUGUAAAAUUUCUGUAAGAACAUAAAGAACGAAAAAAAGAUAAAACAAUGAAUUUUAUUUG